GGUUGUGUGUAUACAACGCGCACCGUGCUUAGUUUUAGUUAGUUUGCAGUGAGAAUCUGAAGCGUUUUAAGUCAAUAUUUAGUGGUUUCAAUUUACUCAUUAGCGCUAAACUAUAAUUUGUUAAUAACAGGAGAAUCUAGAGAUACAUUUUUUAAUAGUUUCAACUAAAACAAAUAGUUAAACCUUUGAUAGAAGGUACCGAAGCGUUGGCCUAUAAUCUGCCAUACUGAGAUCAAGAUUUCUUGAUCUACAAUGAAUGACUACACUUACAGUUCUUAGCAUUCGGGUAACCUGUCCUAGAAAAAAAAGUAACACUUUCAUCCCCCCCCCCCUUUUUUUUUCCUCUCUGCCCAAAAGUAAACAAGCUUGAACACUACAAGUUGGACAUCAGACCAGUGUGUAUUGGUCAGAUAGCUCUAGGGCUAGUGUGUAGUCGAUAUGUCGACUAGUUGUUAGAAAAGAUAAAAAGACUGCCAUGAGUUUUCCUUGUGCGUAAUAGGCUUCAGUUGUUUAGCGAACAAAUAACACAUCUGAUAGUCAAGGAUAAAUCGAGAUCUACUCUUACAGUUACACAGGCCAAUUUAAAUGUGUCUUACCCCGCCCUUUCAUUGUUAAAUUUGGUUUCUAAGUAAUAAAAUGGAUCUAGAUCUGUUUCGUCGACGCAUUUGUGAAACUUUAAUGUAGGCCUAACAUUUUGUGAAUUUCUUAAAAAUGAUAGAACUUUUAAUACAAAAAAUAAUUCUUAAUGUUAUCGAUGUGCAUAGUGUAUUUGUGAUUGGCGGAAUAUGAAAUACAUAACGUUAAAAAAUAGCUGAAGUUGAUGAAAAUAAUGUUUCAACUAAUAUGCAUAUUAUCCCAUAUAUAGGCCUAUAAAUAUAAAUAUAAGUGUGUGUGUUUGUGUAGUUUAUACCAAGCCUUUUUUUUUAUCUUACAAGACACGUUUGUAAAAACAUAUUCUUCUGUAUGUGAAUAUAGAUCUAUCAUCGGCAAAGUGUUGACGCUUGUCAUGACUAUAAAGGAAAUAUCAUUGAUAAUUUAAACCUAUCCUUAAACAGUUCUUGGCCCUUUAUGAAAACAUUUGUAUAAUUAUUGGAACAUUCAGGGAGUUCGUUGAUGUACUCUGUAUAUUUUAAAAUGUUUGUAAAUGUAAAAUUUCGUAAAAAUAGAGGAGCAACAGCAAUGGAAAUAUAGGAAGAAAAGGCCAUUCUCCUCUUUGUUGUCCUACUAUCACGUGACUUUGGUUAAAGUAGGUCAGAAAAACGAACUACCUCAUUCAAAUGGAAAAUGUUUGAUAUAGAGAUAGAAUAGAUCAGAUAUAUAAAUCUAUUUAAUUAUAUUAGUUGUUGCGAAAGAAAAUCAUUUUAAUAUAAAAUAAAAUGGCUAGUAAUAUAAAUGACGAAGAAGAAUUGUUGUUAGAUUGUGACAAGUCGAGCUCAAACCUACAAAACAUCACAGUGUCAGAUGAUGUUAGAAAAUCUAGAUCAAUACCAGCAGAUGAUCUUGAUGAUGUUAAAAUUGAUAUUGAUAACAAUGAUAAUGAUCAUAAUGAUGAUGAUGAUGAAACGAUGUUGUUGUCAUCUCCAACACAGUCACAAUCGCCCAAAUCAAAAACAGUUCUAGAUCUAGAACCUGAAGUCUUUGAAGAAAACCAUCGACCUACUGUUACCGUACCUCAACCAGUUGACAGGCCUGAAUCAGCACAGAUUAUUAGUGAUGAUGAUGAUGAUGAUGUAGUUAUUCUUGAUGGCGGAGUAUUUAUGAAACCAAAGUUUCCUCAAACUCAAAGCCAAAUUGUGUUGGAUGAUGAUGACACAACAGAAUCAGAUGAAGAUGAUGACGAAGAUGAUGAUGAAUACACUUCUUUAGAAUCAGAAGAAUCUUCAAGUGACGAGUCAAGCUCACUUAGUUACAUAGAAUCCGAUGCUUAUUUGGAUGGUAAAAUUAAGAUAUUUUACACUCAUGGAUCAUUUUUUCUUUGGAAUGCAGAAGAUGUUCAGAUGCUGCGUGAGGAAUGCAGGAUUAUUGGAAAGCUGACUGGCUGUUUACCGCGGGCACCCCGGCAAAACAAUUAUCUGGGGCUUCCUUUACAGCUGAUGCCAGAGGAGGCCAAGCUAUUAGUAGAUAUAGAAGCUGCAGUAGUGGUCGAGGAAGAUCCAGUUAGUGAAGACUUGAAAAUAAAGAGAGAAAAGGCUUUUAAAGAAGUUAGAGAAGAAAACUUAAAGAUUCAGCAAAAACUUUACCAGGAAGUACGUCAACAGGAAGUGCAGCACAGAUUUAAAGAUAUCAUUGCUGGAAAGAAAGCCAAGAAAAGAAAACUUGCUCAAAGUUCCAGCAAGCAGGAUGAUAAUUUGAUAGAGAAUAGUGCAACAGCAUCUGACCCUAGCAAAAAUGAAGAUCCACAGAGAUCUGGAAAUCCUGGAGGUGGAGAUGGCACCAAUACAAUCAGUGAUACAGAUGAUGAAACAGAUAAGCUUACAGUUCAGGACAUUGUCCAGUCUGAGCCGUCAUCAAAACAUGCAUUGGUUCAGAUAUUCACAGAGUCCCCAUGGAAUCAAAGCCUUCAUAUCUAUGAAGACUGGGAAUACCCGAACACAGAGAAAGAGUUGAUUCGAUAUCUAGUCUUUAAGGACUUGUGGAAGAAAGGUUUCUACAUGACAUCAGGAAGCAAGUUUGGCGGGGACUUUUUAGUUUAUCCAGGUGACCCAGCAAGGUACCAUUCACAUUAUAUCGCCAUCUGUAAAAAUCAAUAUGAUGAAACACCAAGCUUAGAGAUUGUUUCCUAUGGGAGACUGGCUUCCAAUGUGAGAAAGACAGCUUUAAUUUGCAGUGUGGAUCACAAUAGAAAAGUUCUUUAUACAUCCAUAAAGUGGACAGGGAUAACUUGAAUUUUUUGGUAAAAUGUAAUAAAUAUUGAUUGAUUCUCUACAGCUAAAAAAAAACAAAAAUUGCAGAUAAAACUUGAUCACUCAGGAGUUCUUUUUUUCAAACCAAAUAUUUGAAGUGGUAGAGAAAGUUAAUUCUGAAUUGAUGUUUAAUAUAAACAACAUAUUUAAUGGUUUGCUAUUAAAGUUAUAAUCAAUAUUAAAAAGUGGAUCAAAGCAGGUCUUUAAAAUGCAUAUUUGAUUAUCAACCAGGUAAAAUGAGAUUAUUACUAAUGUUUAAUAUCGGUUUCAAAACUUCUCUGCUAAGAUGAUACUUCUCAACUUUAUGUUAGAAUGAUUGAAAAUCAAUCUUGACUUGUACAUCGUUGACAACUUUUGUGCGACAAAAAAAAAAAUAAAAAGAUCAAGGGCAAGACAUUUAACACGACAAUGAUGACACCCAUUACAUAUGUAACUCGAUGUUCUCACAUAAUAGUAUGCCCAAUGCUGCCUCCUUCUUUAUUAGACUAAAUUUAUUCUGCUACAUUUUUAAAAUUAAAAUAAUAAAUUUACACUCUUGCAAGAAAAAUAUGACCUGCCCAUCCUUUUUUACUUUUAUUUGACUUCUUAUUGUGAGAAAACUUGAGUUCUGAAGCUCAGAAUGCAGAAAACGCUUGGCGCUGGGGAUAAAUGGACUAGUUUCAAUAAACAUCUAGUAUGUAAAUUUGGAUUCUAAACAUUCGUUUCUACAAAAUAAAACCGAAAAUUGUGUUAUAAUUAUGUCUUUUAAGUUUCUUUUGUUUUUCAUUACAUUUUAAAAGCCCUCCUCCAGACCCCACUGUGAAAGCCUACAUCACUCCCCAUGGUCCCCAUCUAGCUAAGGCAGAGAUGGGGGGGCAUCAACUGCAAAUGUUUAAGAGGCACUGGUUUAAAUUAAUUGUAAACUUUGAGUAAACCAGUGUGACAUGGGACUAAUGUAUUUCUGUGGCAUACAUUUACGAAAGUAGCAUUUGGAAAGCUAAUGAAAUAAAUUUCAUAAAAAAAAAGUUUUAUCUUAAAUCUUAUUCACACUUUUUAGAAAGACCUGAUCAACAAAAUGGUUCAUUUUGUUAGUUAUAAAUUAUAGAAAUAGACAUAGACAAAAUAUUCUAACAAUCCAAAUUCAGUAUAAUAGAAAUAGAUUAACUGCCUGUCAUUAGGUCACUGAUAGCAUUGUAUAAAAUUUUAAAGCAUUUUUUCUACAUUCCAUUCUUCAUCUAGUCAUUGUUUUUUUUUUUUGCUUUUUCUUCUUUUCAUUAUUUGAUGAAAUAAGUUGUAUAUUUACAAAUUUAAAAGUUGUCAAUGAAAUUCAAAUCAAACAAUUGUAAAGAGAAGAAAGUUGUAAUGGCCUCCAUUGUAGCAGUUUUUUAAAUAUAGCCUUUGUUGUUUGUAAAAUGUACAUGUUUUGGAUGUUUCUACAGAGUUGAAGUAAUCUGCAUCCUAGCUCAAAUCAUUCGGCAAAAUGAUGGGGGAUGGCAGUGGGCAGGGUCUGAACCAAGGACCAUCGAGAAUAUCGAACAACAGUCCAGUGUGCAUACCACAUGACAAAGAAGCCAUCCAUUCUGAUCCUGUGUUGCAAAGUUGUUGUUUUUUUUAAAUUCAUUUAUGUAACUUUUAUUUAUUACUGGUACUUGUAUGUUUUUUUCCCCCUCCCCCUCGCUAGUACGGUCUCAAGAACAGGUGACUUUUAAAUAAUGGGUCAUAAGUCAGAGUUGGAGCAUGAUUGAGACCAUUUGCUUACAGGGUAUUGUGUCACCAGUACCAUGAACACAGUCUCUACUUUUACCACCUACACCUUAUUUUGCAAAUCGUGACUCAAAUCUAGGAGCUUUCACUUUCUUCCCGCCUAAAAGUACAGAGGUAGUUUAAACAAAAUGAGAAAAUCUAUUACCAGACUAGUAGUGUGAUUAUAUAAAAGCUAAAUUUACACAACUGUUGUAUACAUUGUCAUUAUUAAAUCACAGAAGUAAAAAUCAUAUCAAAUUUAUGCUGGUAUGUCACAUUAAAAUGAGGUUGUUUUUUUUUAAUCAAAGCUGUUUUGUAAAUGUUUUACAUUUUUCGGAUGUUCCUUCAAAGUUGAAGAUAAUUACUUCCUAGUCCAAACCUCCCGCAGGACGACGGGGGAUGUGAGCGGGCAGGGUUUGAACCCUGGACCAUUGAUAAAUCUGAACGACAGUCCAGCGCGCAAACCGCACGACCAGGCAGCUACCCAAUUAUGUACUAGGCCUAGGUUACAAAUAUCUAAUAUAGCCAUUGUAUAACACUUAUUUCCUUGUAAGAUCACUUUGUCUCUUGAUAGCAAGAUUGUAAUGACUUACAUUGUAAUGCAGACUUAAAUAUUAUAAAUAUAUAUAUUUCUAUUGUUGCAGAUCUUCUAAGGGUGAACUAAAUAUGUUAUUAGGUAGAUUGAAAAUUGUUCUCCAACAUUCUGGCUCUCAGGGACAAAGGAUUUUUUUUUUUGGUGCAAUACAGUAACCCUUAUUGACCUUAUCUUGUUCCGGUAGUUUGUAUGACCUUCAAAAAUGUUGUUUUCAUGAGAGAAAAUAUUCAUUUUUACACUGCAUCUUUUAUUAAAAUAAAAAUGUUGACAAAACUUUA
This is a messenger RNA of Biomphalaria glabrata, 5498 nucleotides long. Its product is annotated as tRNA-splicing endonuclease subunit Sen34-like. Gene Ontology annotation, biological process: tRNA splicing, via endonucleolytic cleavage and ligation; tRNA-type intron splice site recognition and cleavage. Gene Ontology annotation, molecular function: tRNA-intron lyase activity; nucleic acid binding. Bases 1377 to 2885 code for a protein of 502 amino acids. The transcript is spliced from 7 exons. Lineage: Eukaryota; Metazoa; Mollusca; Gastropoda; Planorbidae. The record is from RefSeq and is a predicted model, not a curated record.